GUGUGUGUGUGUGUGUCUGUUGAGAUAUCACGAUUGGAUAAUUCAUUACCCGGACGGACGGUCCGUCCAGCGCGACGGCGGGUCCGUGCGGUUUUCGCGCGAGUCCGGAGUUCGGGGUAAAAGGUCAGCUCGCGAAUGACCCUGCGGAUGGUCGCGGGCGCACAGGUCGCGCGGCGAGACUUUAGGAGCUGAAGAUAAAGGGAAAAACGUGGGGGGAGAGAGCCGUAGGAGAGCCGCUCCCGCGAAAAUCCGUAGCGGCCACGAUGAGGUGUGACAAGCGAAGCCACAAAGGGGGCUCGCGAGCUACCGAAAAAAUACUCCGAAAGAAAGCGAGAGCUACCUGUGCGCUAACGCGCGCGCGCGCCCGCGUGUCGGAGCCGUGAGAGCGGAAGCCCUUUGAGGCUGCGCGACAAAACGCGAAAUCAACUUUUCCUGCGAAAACCCAUCAGCGGAGAGUCGCUAACGCACGUGUCCCCCCCGCGUGUCCCCCGCGCGCUCCAUCCGACUCUGUCCUCGCUGGCGGACAAUUUCCCUCAGGACAAACAAUCGAGAUCCCGUUAGUCGUGUUCUUUUUCUCGCUGCAGCGUGCCCGGGGUAACGUAAAUUGAGCUGACCAGCCGGGAAAAGGGCCCGGGAGAUGAGAGAGAAACGAUUCGGUGAGAGGUUCGACGAAUCGUGUGAUCGCGCGACGCAUCCCCGAAAAAGGACGCUUUAUUCCGUCGAUAAACCGGCUGGCUGCGGCGCGGCGCGGCGCGACGGCGCGCUCGCGAAAGUUCGGCAAAAGUACAAUACUUUGCCGACUUUCCAACGCGCGUUCCGGCGUGCGAUCAGACAGAUUCGUUGUCGGAGGCGACUAUGUAAUCGCGCGGGUAGCACGUGCGAGCGAACAAGGCUCGUCCGAGAGCGUCACGCGUGAACGACACGACCGACAUGACGCGGGCAUGUCAGAGUUCGCAUGGCGAAGUAGCUGAGUCGCAGCUCGGCGACAAUCCAGGUCGUACGCGCACCGUACUUCGACCCCACGCCGCUCACAGAGACGUCUUGUUGUUCAGAUAAACAUUGUUAACACAGCUUCGUGGCCGUGCAGGCGGCCGAGUGUGUGUCUACCGAAGCGGCUUUCGCUUGGACGACGCUAAGACGGAUUAAGGCGCCGCGCGCGCGCGAUCCCACGUCCUCUGUGAUUUCGCAUUAAGAGCAAUAACGAAGCAAUCAUACGUAGUGCAUUAAGGAAAUAAAACGUUGUCUCGCGACGACACAUCUUCCGGGGCAGGACGGGCCGCUCGGGGCGAGCUGGGGUUCCUGUUCGUGUCGUCGAAUCGUCGAGAGUCGCGUUAGCGCACCUCGGGCACUUCCUCGUGUUUCCUUGAGAAAUUAAGAAGGAGAUCCGUGUACUUCAUCCUCUGAAGAUUCGGCCUGGAGAAGUCAUUGAGACGGCGGAGAUAUACAUCGGCGGGGAGUCUAUGAAUGGUGCGAACUCGCGCAAACUUCUUCAAAUGGAAGAUUAAAGACGUCUCGAGGCGGUCUACGAGGAUAAUGUUCCGGAAGAAAUGUUAGGUCUCGUCGCGGAUGCGCCAUUGUACGGGGCGGCCUAGAGAGCUAAAGAGAGAAGGAGAGAAAGAGAGCGAGAGAGGGAGGGAGGGGGAGAGGGAGAGACAAAGCCGCUUUGCCAACGGCGCGAGGUGAGAUUAAGAGCGACGGGAAAGGAACGGCAAAUAGGCGAAAAGAGAAGACCCCGCGUUCGCGAUAACGAGCGACGAACGACAAAGCGUGAGAAAGAGAGAAGGAGAGAGAGAGAGAGAGAGAGAGAGAGAGAGAGAGAGAGAGAGAGAGAGAGAGAGAGAGUGAAAGAGAGAUCGCAGCUGUGUGUCGCGGGGAAGCCGACGACGACGACGACAACAACGACGACGGCGACGAGGCGCCGAGUGCACUCGACGAUCUCGCUUGACGAACGAUAAUCGAACGUAUUCGAGCGCACACGGGAAUACGAGAGAUACUCGCCGGAGGAAAGGAGACUCGCGGGAUUUGCGGCCCGAAAUCCCAUUACCAUAUUAGUCCGAAUAAAUACUCGGAGGAUUUCCGUAGCUUUCGGUGAUACGAGCGGAGAGAGACCAUGGACAAGCGGCGCGGUCGGGCGAUCGGCCGGCAGACAGAGAGGCGCUCGUUGACCGCGACGGCAAAGAUAGAGCCGGGAUGCUGCACGCUGCUAUGCUAGGUAGCGGUCCAGGACGGGGGAGACGCGAGUGGUAUCCGGGAUUCUAUCUCCAGAGUCGUCGUCUUGGCUGCAGGAUGAACCGCGGCGAGCAGGAAAACCUAUUCCGGCAGAGCCGGCAGAUCAUCGUACCCUCCCGCGAGGACCUCGUCCUGAGCGUCUUAAAGUCGCCGAUCAGUCAGCAGCAGCAGCAGCUGCAACAGCAACGCCACCAGCAGUAUCGCCACCCGUUUCAGUCGCACCCCCAAGGCCACUUUAACUGCCAAGCUCAUCCGAAUAAUAAGAGGUGCAGUCGUUCAGGUGACGCGUACAACAACGAGAGUCUUCCACGAAGCAAGGACCAAUGCUCUAGGCUCGCGGAAAAGCGGUGCAGCGCCGCGACCGCCUACGCUGCCCUGCAGGGCAGCGAGGACGAGCUCGUCGAGGCCGAGCACGGCCUCGAGGCGGAGGAAGACGCCGCGCUGAAGACCCCCGGCAGCGAGACCGAAGACACCGAAGACAACGGCGCGAACGCGGAGGAGCCGGCGGCGUCGCCCGUGCGCAGGUUCACCUUCCUGCGUCGCUUCCGCUCGCCGCGCUUCGGCGAGGCGCACCACAAGCGGGUGCCGACACCCAUGAAGAGGAAGCACAGACGGAAAAGGAGCAACGACGACAUCAUCAACAAUGACGUGACCGGGGCCGAGGAGGAAGAGGAGGAGCCGCCGAGUCCCGACCAGGCUGGCGUGCCUGAUCCUUACUAUCCGAUCUACUUGCCGAUCGAUCAGGCCUUCAAGGCCAAAUACGUGUUCCACCAUAAGAAGGGCAAGACCUUCCAGGAGCGGCUCUACGUGUUCCUCGAGCAUCCCGGCGGCUGGCUGUGUUUCGUCUACCAUUUCGCUGUGUUCAUGGUGGUGUUGGUGUGCCUCAUAUUUAGCGUUUUGUCAACGAUAGACCAAUACAGUAACUUCGCAAACGAAACCCUGUUUUGGAUGGAAAUAUGCCUCGUGGUAUUCUUCGGAGUCGAGUACUUGGUGCGACUAUGGAGCGCCGGCUGCAGGUCGAAGUACAUGGGCUGCUGCGGACGGCUGCGAUUCAUACGGAAGCCGAUUUGUAUCAUAGAUUUAAUCGUCGUGGUGGCGUCCAUGGUGGUGCUGUCGGUGGGGAGCAACGGUCAGGUGUUCGCAACUUCCGCCAUCCGGGGUAUUCGGUUUUUGCAAAUUCUUCGGAUGCUCCACGUCGAUCGCCAAGGCGGCACUUGGCGGCUCCUGGGCUCGGUGGUUUUCAUACAUCGCCAGGAAUUGAUCACCACGCUGUACAUUGGAUUCCUAGGCCUUAUCUUCAGCAGUUACUUCGUGUACCUCGCCGAAAAGGACGCGGUCGGGCCGGACGGCAAGACGGACUUCUCCAGCUACGCUGACGCGCUCUGGUGGGGAGUGAUCACGGUGACGACGAUAGGCUACGGCGACACGGUGCCGCAGACGUGGAUGGGGAAAAUAGUGGCCUCGUGUUUCAGCGUGUUCGCCAUAUCCUUCUUCGCACUUCCAGCUGGUAUCCUAGGCUCCGGCUUCGCGCUCAAGGUGCAGCAGAAGCAGCGGCAGAAGCACUUCAACCGGCAGAUACCGGCUGCCGCGAUGCUGAUACAGUGCCUGUGGAGGUGCUACGCCGCCGACAAGGCCAUCAACAGCGUCGCCACGUGGAACAUCUACAUCAAGGACCCGACGCCGGCCGGGCAGCCGUCGACGCCUCUGGGAAAGUUGAUUUGUGUAAAGAAGAUGUCUCUGAUGAUCCAGGUGGCAAAGAAGGCGAGCGUGCUGAAGAGGCGGAAGUCGCGGAACCGGAUGGACGUGCAGCAGCAACAGCAGCAGCAGCAGCAGCAGCAGCAGCAGCAAGCCUUGCCGCCCGUCACCAUUUCCGGCGGCAUCUCGGCCGGCGCCGGCACCGGCCAGAACGAAAACCAGCGUCUCGAGAAUGAGGGAGACGUGGUUUUCUACAUGGAGGAGCCCAAAGCGGGCACGCCGAAUCGCGCGAGACGCGACAACCGGGGGAGCCUCUUCACCUCGCAGACGAGCUCGGUGACGGAGGCGACCAGCGACGAAAUCGACAUUGACAUCGAGGAGCCGCAGAGGGUCACCACGCUGACGGAGGCACACCGAAACGCUAUCCGGGCAAUCAGGAAGAUCAAGUACUUCGUGGCUCGCAGGAAGUUUCAGCAGGCGCGGAAGCCGUACGACGUCCGUGACGUCAUCGAGCAAUACAGCCAGGGUCACCUGAACAUGAUGGUGCGGAUUAAGGAGCUGCAGAGAAGAUUGGAUCAGACCCUGGGUAAGCCGGGGAGUUACCUGGCGGGGAUCGACCGGGCUGGCAACGUGAAACCCAUGACGAUCGGUGCGCGUUUAUACAGAGUCGAGCAGCAGCUGUCGGUGAUGGACAAGAAGCUGGACCAGCUGGUGUACGUGCUGAACGCGGUGGCGCAGAAGCAGCAGAUACCGCUUCGUAGUAUAGAGGAUGACGUGUAACAAAGAGCCCCCGGCAAAUCCGUUUUACGUUCAGCCGCGGUUUCACUUCGGACCCCGCCCCGCGUCACGAUCACCACGGUGAUGCCGAACAUGCUCAGCGAGAGCACUUGAACGCGAGAGGCGCCGGUAUCCCGGCGUUAUCCCGAACACGUCCGGAAAGUACAAACGUUUACGAGUGACCGGGUGUCGUCCGGCAUUCGUCUCGAGAGGAUCUACGGGGCGAUCCCGGGAACCACGUGGCUCGUCGGAGGCAGAGAGAGAGAGAGGGUGGAAAGAUCGGAGGGAUCGUAGCGCGCGACACAGGAAGCCAAGGUGGCGGAAGAGAGCUCACGCUUCUUACAUCUCCGGUCCUCGAACGACACGAGGCGAAUGAGCGCGUCGACCGUGAGAUCAGCAGCCGCAACCGCUGCGUUUCUCGAGGGAGACACGAGGGCGAUACCCGGUGGUCCGUGGAGAGACACACGUCGCUGGGGAUCGAGGGGAGUCCUUGACCGUAAGCGCGAACGGCAAAGUCAAACGCACAGAAAGCAUAAUCGAGAGUCAACGAGGCGCGCGCGUGGAAACGCGAGGGAUGAGAUCGCGAAUCGCGGUGAAGGCGUCCGCAGGGCUGCACACGCUAUGCACGCCGCUCAAAAGGGCAAGGGAAGAAGAGGAAGAAGAGGAAGAAGAAGAAGAAGAAGAAGAAGAAGAAGAAGAGCGACGUUUCGUGGAAGGACCGAAACGGAAGCGUGCGAAGUAGCGCGAUUCGUUACUGCGGCGCUAAGGAGUACGUUAUUCGUCGACGACGAUGGGACGAGACCGAGGAGCUCGAUCUCGUCGUCGAGAGAAGUUGAGGAGAAAACAAAAGGGAGAAGAAGGAGGUGAGGAAAGGCAGAGGAGACGGGGGAAUACCGACGCCGUUCCGUAUUUUUCAGUUCGCCGAAGGAAUGAGUAAACGCCAAUGGGAACAUCAUUCGGGCCAACUAGGAAUAAUAAAGAGGAACAAUAAGCAACUGAACUUCCUAGAGCAGAUUUUAAGCCUGUUAAUUAAACUCGUACGUAGACUGCCGAUCGCGGCGCCGAUCGGUGGAUUAUUUAUCGAAGAAACGGAAUCGUCUGAUCGAGCAUCGGUACCGGGAGAGGAGACAGCAACGGUGGGCCGUGGGAAAAGGGUCGCACGGCUGGCCCUCAGCAGAGGCGGAAACCAAGCGAGCACCGUCGUCGACGCGACUCGCCCGCGGCCGAGCCCGCGAGCCCUCGAUUUAUUUGUAUUGUAUCCUCGAUUUAUUUCUUCGGCCUAGCACAAACGUCGUGGUAGACACAUUUCUCGAGGUUUACCCGCUUCAAAGCUCGCAUAUAUGAUUCUCCAUUUUUUUAUGGCAUUCCCCGACCACACUCGCCUGCAAUGCUUGUCCCUGAAGAGCAAUACGUCUGCAUAGAUUAUAGAUGCUGCUCCGUGAAACUUCGAUACGAUAUACAUACGCGUACAUGUAUAUGUAUCCGUAAUAUUAGUCUUCGAUGCUCGCGCGAGUCUUAAGGAACCUUUCAAGGAUUUGAGGGAAUAUGUACGCGCUGCGAGAGAGAGAGAGAGAGAGAGAGAGAGAGAGAAGAAGAAGAGGACGAGAAGGAGGACGAAGAGGAGGAGGAGGAGGAGGAGGAGGAGGAGGAGGAAGAAGAAGAGGCAUGUAAAUACCUACACCGCGAGUAGCGUGGAGGCGCGACGCCCUCGCAAAUACAAAUACAAUUUAUAUUUUGUACGUAGAUGAUUUACGGAACGUUAAGGGUCGGAGAAACGUGCACCGCGAUCUCUCAAAUACCGCGCGCGAUUCGUAAGCGCGUUAUAUAGUCCGUACGGAGCUCUCUCUUGCUACUUAUAGGACCGAAGCCGUAAGUUGCGACGCAGCACGAAUCCGAGAGGGACUAGCGACCUUUCGUCGCGCGAGCCGGAUGAUGAAAGGGACGAGACCGGGAUCGAUUCGAGAGACAUCGACGCAGAGGACGACGCGUAAUAGUUGCGUAAUUCUUAUGAUUUCGUCGACUGCCAAGAUACUGCUAAAUCGAGACGAGCAAUAUAACGUUAAUAAGUUCAGAUAGCGUUCUUCACGGACGACGGACUCGCGUUGUCUCGCAAUUCUCUGCUUCGCCCCGUUCAGUUAACGACCAGUCUUUCGCGGGCAAGGAGAUAUCGUCCUUUACCGCGAGCGAAUCUGUCGCACUUUAUACGUAUAUAUAUAU
This is a messenger RNA of Harpegnathos saltator (Jerdon's jumping ant), 6918 nucleotides long. RefSeq names its product KCNQ potassium channel (gene KCNQ). Gene Ontology annotation, molecular function: voltage-gated potassium channel activity. Gene Ontology annotation, biological process: potassium ion transmembrane transport. The coding region runs from base 2191 to 4704 and encodes 837 amino acids. Gene Ontology annotation, cellular component: membrane; voltage-gated potassium channel complex. The transcript is spliced from 15 exons. The record is from RefSeq and is a predicted model, not a curated record. Lineage: Eukaryota; Metazoa; Arthropoda; Insecta; Hymenoptera; Formicidae.